AUGUUUAUUUUUGUCAUAAUGCAAACUUGUGUAUCAUGUAAUACUAAAAACAAUGGCAUGAUUGCCAUCUAUCACCAUCCCAAUGAGCUCGAUGAAAUGUUCCAAUCCGUGACGGGUAUUCAGGUUAGGCCUAAAGAUCAUCUUUGCGUUCCAUGUUAUGAUGAGAUGAAAUCUGCGCACCGUUUCAAGCAGAGAUGCAUACAAAACAAUGUACUUCGUUUAUCAAUAGAAUCGUCUAAAAAUCCAGUCUCUAGCUCGCUGGAACAACGGGUAACUUGUACCUCAGGCGUUUCCACCACAUGCCCUGAAACAUGUAAAGACGAUGAAGUUCACCAAACAGUGAGGCAAGAGAUAAAUACGUAUGAGAACUGUGAAACUGAUAUAACCACUUCCAACACAAAACGAAAGGAUGAGUGUUUUAAAAAGGCUGUUAAAAAUUCCAACAUAAUAUUGUAUAUUGACAACGAGCAACACCACUAUGAUGAACCUCCCAGCAACGAAGAGCCGGAGCAACAAGAACAGGUGGAGGAAUAUACACUAAUGCACGUGGUACCGAUGGAAAAGGAAGACGGAGCCAGUUUACAUGAAGCUGGUUUUCGAGACGAUACGGAUACUGCGAAAGACAAUGCUUUAUUAGAUGUACCUAAUAAUCAGAAUGUUGAGCAGAAAAGGGAAGAUGAAAACAGUACUCGAAUUUCUCCCCGUUUACCGAAAGUGCACAGCUUGAUGUGCGAAUACUGCUUCCAAGAGUUUGACCAGCUGACAGACAAAAUAGAACACUCUGACACGCACCAAGCGGAACCCAAACCAUUUAAAUGCAUUCAUGCUGGCUGUAACGGUUCGUUCAAAGAUCGGGUUGGUUUGCGCGCACAUGUUCGAAUUCACGCGUCAGUAAAACGAUACGCCUGCCGAUACUGUUCCAUGCGCUUUCAUACACUUGGGAAUAGAAAUGCACACGAGCGCACUCACAACGGAGAAAAACCUUACAUUUGUCCCAAGUGUGGAAAAGGGUUUGCAGAAGCAGGUAAUCUUAAGAACCAUAUUCGCUUCCACAACGGGGAACGACCAUACCCUUGCAGCAUAUGUGAUAAAGCGUACCGAACACACUACUCUCGCUCUGUGCACAUGCGUUCACAUACGAACGAAAGACCAUUUGCUUGUGAUGACUGCGGAAAGAGUUUCUUUUCUUCCGGCAAAUUGACCAUCCAUCGGAGGAUACAUACUGGUGAACGACCGUAUGAAUGCUCAUCCUGCCCGGCACGAUUUACCGAUACGUGUGGACUGAGACGACACGUUGUUAAAGUACACUAA
This is a messenger RNA of Anopheles nili, 1311 nucleotides long. Its product is annotated as zinc finger protein 771-like. The coding region runs from base 1 to 1311 and encodes 436 amino acids. Gene Ontology annotation, biological process: regulation of transcription by RNA polymerase II. Gene Ontology annotation, cellular component: nucleus. Lineage: Eukaryota; Metazoa; Arthropoda; Insecta; Diptera; Culicidae. The record is from RefSeq and is a predicted model, not a curated record. The transcript is spliced from 3 exons. Gene Ontology annotation, molecular function: zinc ion binding; RNA polymerase II cis-regulatory region sequence-specific DNA binding; DNA-binding transcription factor activity.